AUGAAAUUUUACUCUAGUUUAUUAGUUAGUUUAUUACUUGUGAUUUCACAAUCGAGCUGUGAAGCAGAAGAUGAUUACUACGAUAUAUUGGGCAUAGAACGAUCAGCAUCAUCGUAUGAAAUAAAAAAAGCAUAUCGAAAAAAAGCCCUCAAAGAACAUCCAGACACAAAUCGAGACGACCCGGGAGCCACCGAGCGAUUUCAAAGAGUUAAUAGGGCGUACGAAGUGCUAUCAGAUGAAGAUAAACGAAAGGCAUACGAUAAAUGUGGUGUAAAAUGUGUAGAACGUGAAGGAGCAAUGGACAAUUCUGAUCCGUUUGCCAGUUUCUUCGGCGAUUUUGGCUUUUCAUUUGGUGGCGAAGACCGUGGACCACGCGACACACCAAAAGGUGGUACCAUCACAAUGGAUCUCUUUGUUACGCUUGAAGAAUUAUAUUCGGGAAAUUUCAUUGAGAUAACGAGAAAUAAACCAGUGAUGAAACCCGCUUCCGGCACUAGAAAGUGCAAUUGUCGCCAAGAAAUGGUUGCACGAAAUUUGGGACCUGGACGUUUCCAAAUGAUGCAACAAACUGUUUGCGAUGAAUGUCCCAAUGUAAAAAUGGUUGACGAAGAGCGUUUAUUGGAAGUUGAAGUUGAAGUUGGUAUGGUUGAUGGACAAGAAACGACAUUCUUUGCCGAGGGUGAACCUCAUCUCGAUGGUGAUCCCGGUGAUUUGAAACUCAAAAUUCGCACCAUGCCACAUCCAGUCUUUGAACGACGGGGCGAUGAUCUCUACACAAAUAUUACAAUAAGCUUACAAGAUGCACUAACUGGCUUCACAGUAGAGAUUCCACAUUUGGAUGGUCACAAAGUGGUGAUCAUGCGGGAAAAGGUCACAUGGCCUGGUGCUCGUAUUCGUAAGAAGAACGAAGGCAUGCCAAAUUACGAAAACAACAAUCAAAAAGGCGUUUUGUACAUCACUUUCGACGUUGAAUUCCCAAAACAAGAAUUUACCGAAGAAGAGAAAGAAAACUUACAGAAAUUAUUGAAUCAAAGUCCAAACAAUCGAGUAUACAACGGACUCAAUGGAUCAUAAACUUGCCAGUAGCUGGUCGCUAUACAAUGUUUUUUAAAUUAUAUUUUGUAAUGUAGGAGCACAUCUUUGUAAUCGACCGACUUUAGAACAUAUUAAUCAAUUAAAACGUUGAAUUUCCACCUCAACAAUAAAAAAUGAAUCAGUUUUGUUUGAUUCCAACCGAUGGAUUGUAUCGGUAUUGAUGUAAAUAAAGUAUAAAUUUAAGCGAGAAAAAAAUGAAACUUAAAAAAAUAUAAAUGAAGUGUGCGAAGUA
Messenger RNA from Contarinia nasturtii (swede midge), 1327 nucleotides. It is a transcript of the gene shv, whose product is annotated as dnaJ homolog shv. NCBI's taxonomy places the organism in Eukaryota, Metazoa, Arthropoda, Insecta, Diptera, Cecidomyiidae. Gene Ontology annotation, biological process: protein maturation; protein folding. Gene Ontology annotation, cellular component: endoplasmic reticulum. The transcript has 4 exons. Gene Ontology annotation, molecular function: misfolded protein binding. The record is from RefSeq and is a predicted model, not a curated record. The coding region runs from base 1 to 1074 and encodes 357 amino acids.